AUGACUUCAGAUGCUCAACCUUUCCUAUAUGAUAUUGGAAAAAGAACUGAUUAUGUGGGCCUUGGACAUGAAGAGCAAGUGGAGCACAUCAAGGCAUAUGUUUGCAAACCGUCUUCUGUUACGGACAAAGCUGUGAUUGUGAUUCAUGACAUAUAUGGAUGGCAAUUCCCAGACAUUAGAUACAUAGCUGAUCUAGUGGCAGCUGAGGGAUAUGUAGCCAUCUGCCCAGACUUUUUUCUGGGAAAAAAACCUUGGACAUCUGCUGAUCACUGGGCUGAGUUUCGUGACUGGUUGAAAGAUCGCGAUCCCACAAAAGUAGAUAGGGAAGCUGAUGUUGUCUUGAAGUAUCUAAAGGAGCAAUGCAGUGUAAAGAAGAUCGGUGUCAUUGGGUUUUCCUGGGGUGGAAUGGCUGUACAUCACUUGAUGCUGAAAAAUCCUGAAUUAAAGACUGGGGUGUCCCUCUACGGAAUAAUCAGGGACUCUGAUGACAGAUAUAAUUUGCUGAACCCGACGUUUUUUAUUUUUGGGGAAAAAGAUCACACCAUUUCGUAUGACCAAAUCAUCUUACUGGAGAAGAAACUGAAACAGUACUGUCAAGUUGAAUAUAGAAUUAAAGUUUAUCCUGGACAAGUUCAUGGCUUUGCAGAGUUAAAGCCAGACGAUAUGAAACCUCGAGAUAAACCUUACAUUGAAGAAGCAAGAAAGGAUAUGAUGAACUGGCUGAAAACAUAUGUUUAACAGAAAUAUAAAGUCUGGUCUGUAAAACAAAAUAAA
Molecule: messenger RNA, 774 nt
Organism: Mauremys mutica (yellowpond turtle)
Lineage: Eukaryota; Metazoa; Chordata; Testudines; Geoemydidae
Product: carboxymethylenebutenolidase homolog
Exons: 5
Coding region: 1-738 (245 amino acids)
Molecular function (GO): hydrolase activity
Source: RefSeq, a predicted model, not a curated record